Cladocopium goreaui is the source of this 3336-nucleotide messenger RNA. The record is from the annotation of a GenBank genome assembly. NCBI's taxonomy places the organism in Eukaryota, Dinophyceae, Suessiales, Symbiodiniaceae.
AUGAGCCAAACGAUAUCGAGUGAAAGUGGCAUCCAAUCCAUCGAUGAACAGCGAUUGGAGACCGAUCUGCAGUACCGGUUCCAAUACCUGGUCGAAUUCAUCGGCUUUUCAGAGGAAGAUAUUGCAGCGAUUCAUGCCUCGGCGGAAUUGCUGGCACCGGUGGUUCCCGCCCUCGUCGAUGCGGUUUAUGAAAAACUUUUCAGCCGCGAUGCCACUAAGCGACACUUCCUCAUUCGCAACAGCGGCUAUCAAGGGGCCUUGGCGAACGACCUGGAAGCCUUGUCGCUGGAAGACGCUCAGGUUGAAUUCCGCAAAGAGCACCUUUCGCGGUACCUGGUGAGCCUGGUUACACGCGAUUUUGAUGCCAAGUUCGUAACUUACCUCGAUGCCGUCGGAGCAAUCCACACGCCCAAGGCCGGCAGCCCGCAGCUUGAAGUGCCUUUGAUUCAGAUGAACGCCCUGAUGGGAUUUGUCUCCGACGCCAUCAUCGGCACAAUUCAGAGCUUAGGACUCGAUGCAAUCACCGAGGCCAAGACCAUUCGUGCGUUUAAUAAGCGGUGGCUCUUUCGCAUUUACAGCGUUGCCGUGCUGGAAGAGUGCUCCCCCUUGACUCACUGGUACAAGUUGGAUGUGCCGGAGGUUCUAAAGCAGCUCAACUGCGACUUGGACCGGGGUCUGAGUACCGAAGAUGCCGCCCUUCGUCGUAAGGAACACGGCCCCAAUCAACUCGAAGAGCGUUCCGCCCGUGGGGUCUGGUCGAUCGUCGUGGAGCAAUUCACCGGCACCCUGGUGGUCAUGCUCAUAAUCGCAGCGGUGGUGUCGCUGUUUCUGGGGGAGUACAUCGACGCUGGGGCAAUUCUCACCAUAGUCGUGCUGAAUGCCAUCCUGGGGUUCGUUCAAGAUUAUCGGGCCGAAAAGGCGAUGGCGGCCCUGCAGCGUAUGGCUGUGCCCACUGUUCGGGUCCGACGCGAUGGCACGAUCGGCGAGCUGUCUGCCCGUGAGCUGGUGCCGGGCGAUCUGGUCUAUGUUGAGGCCGGCACUUCCAUCCCUGCGGAUGGGCGAAUUGUCGAUAGUGCGAAUCUCAAAGCCGAGGAAGCCGCCUUGACGGGCGAGUCGGAGCCAGUCGAAAAGCAAACAGACACGCUGGAGGCAGACGACCCUGCCCUGGGCGACCAGCACAACAUACUGUUCAUGGGCACCGUGGCCACCUACGGCCGGGGCGAGAUGAUAGUAACCGCGAUUGGCAUGGAGACGGCCCUAGGACAGAUCGCCACCAUGCUGCAGACGGUGAAGCGAGAGCCCACCCCGCUGCAGAGGCGACUGGCGAAGCUGGGGCGUCAGCUUGCCGUCGCUGCAUUGAUCAUCGUGGCCAUCGUGUUCGUUAUGGGACUGCUGCGAGAUGAAAGCCCCAAGCUGAUGUUCAUGACGGCGCUCAGUAUGGCCGUAGCGGCUGUGCCCGAAGGGCUUCCGGCCGUGGCGACCGUGGCCCUGGCAUUAGGCGCACGUCGGAUGUUGAAGCGUCAGGCACUGAUUCGCAAACUGCCUGCCGUGGAAACCUUGGGCUCGGUUACGGUGAUUUGUUCCGACAAGACCGGAACGCUGACCGAAAAUCGCAUGCAUGUCGCCCUGCUGCGGACUCUCGACCAGCGUUUCGAAUUCGGAGCAGAGCAAGAAAGCGACCCCAGGGAUGACGCUGCGGCCACGCUCAUGCUGGCCUGCGGGGCCCUGUGUAACGACGCUUCGCUCGAGGGCGAGGAUGACGACGAAGAGUCGCUCCAUGCGACAGGCGAUCCAACGGAGACCGCUUUAGUGGUUGCUGCCGCAAAGCAUGGAAUGCCGAAAGCCGACCUCGAUCGAGCCCUCCCACGAGUGGCCGAAGUGCCGUUCGAUUCCGACCGCAAACGGAUGACCACCGUCCACGAACUGCCUCAGGAACAGUCGGGGCUCUCUGGGUCACUGGCACAAGCAUUCAACGACAUCCCCGAUUUAGCAGGGUCGAGUCACAUCACCUUCACCAAGGGGGCCGUCGAUUCGUUACUACCGUUGUGCACCCAAGUGUAUCGCGACGGACAGCUCCAAUCGCUCGACGAUGACACGCGGCGCCGAGUCGACGAACUUCACGACGAACUCGCCGGCGAAGGAAUGCGGGUAUUGGCGCAAGGCUUUCGUCACGGAAAAGACGUGACAGCCGACAGUGAAGCGGAAACUCUGGAAAGCAACCUCGUCCUGCUGGGCCUGGUGGCUCUGAUCGACCCGCCGCGGAGCGAAGCAAGCGUUGCUGUCGAACGCUGUCGGGCCGCAGGGAUCCGGCCCGUGAUGAUCACGGGAGAUCAUCCGCUAACCGCCUUAAAUAUCGCCGGGCAAGUGGGAAUCGCCAGCGACGGAGGAAGCCUGACUGGUCGCGAACUCUCGGAGAUGGACGAAACUCAGUUCGCGGACGCGGUUCAGCAGGUUUCUGUAUUCGCGCGUGUCGCUCCAGAGCACAAGUUGAGGAUUGUCGAAGCGUUGCAGUCACAGGGCGAAGUUGUCUCGAUGACGGGUGAUGGAGUCAACGACGCACCCGCUUUAAAGAAGGCCAGUAUCGGCGUGGCGAUGGGCAUCACGGGGACCGAUGUCGCAAAGGAGGCCGGCGAAAUGGUACUUCUCGAUGACAACUUCGCCACCAUCGUCAAUGCGGUCGAAGAAGGCCGGACCAUCUACGACAACAUUCGUAAGUUCAUCAAGUACACCAUGACCAGCAACUCGGGCGAAAUCUGGGUCAUGUUGCUGGCCCCAUUCAUUGGAAUGCCACUGCCGCUGCUGCCGCUGCAAAUUUUAUGGGUAAAUCUCGUGACCGACGGCCUGCCGGGCUUGGCCCUGGCCGUGGAGCCGACCGAACGAAACGCCAUGCGGCGGCCGCCGUAUCCUCCCGACGAGUCGAUGUUCUCGCGGGGGAUGGCCUCACACAUCCUCUGGGUGGGACUGCUCAUGGGAGUCGUGUCAUUGGGCACGGGCUACUGGUAUUGGGCGGCCAAUUCGGAGAACACCCCCUACUGGCGGACCAUGGUCUUCACGGUCCUCACCUUCUCGCAAAUGGGGCAUGUGUUGGCGAUUCGCUCUGAUCGCGACACCGUGCUGCGGUUGGGAAUACUUUCGAAUAAGCCGCUAGUGGCCUCCGUGCUACUCACCUUCAUACUGCAAUUGAUUGUGAUUUAUCUCCCAUUGGCCCAAGAUGUGAUGCGAACCACCGCCCUAUCUCUGGUCGAUUUCUUGAUCGCUCUCGCGCUGAGUUCGCUUGUGUUUUACGUGCUCGAGAUUUCGAAGCUCGUGUGGCCCAAACGUGAACUCACUGCGUAA